AUGGCCAAGCGCCAGGCCUCCGAGGCCCUCGAUGACCUCGACAUUGCUUCGCCAGUAUCAAAGAAGUCUCGACUGGAGGAUAUCGAAUCUCCUCUAGAGAACGGCGCAGAAGCUGGGGUUCGCAUUGGGGCGCAUGCCAACGGCGACGCGCAAGACGAUGAUGACGAUUUUGACGAUGACGAGCCCGCUACUACUGCCCCCAUACGACAGUCGGCGCCCACAGACGGCUACGACGAUCUCUACCUCGACACCAUCGACCGCAACGUGCUCGACUUUGACUUUGAAAAGCUCUGCUCCGUGUCGCUCUCCAACAUCAACGUCUACGCCUGCCUCGUCUGCGGCAAGUACUUCCAGGGCCGCGGGCCAAAGUCGCACGCCUACUUCCACUCGCUCGACGAGGACCACCAUGUCUUCAUCAACCUCGAGACCCAGCGCGUCUACGUCCUGCCGGAGGGAUACGAGGUCAAGAGUCGCGCCCUGGAUGACAUAAAGUACGUGUCGGACCCGCGAUACACAAAGAAGGAGGUGAUCGAGAUGGACCGUGCCAAACGUACCAGCUACACCCUCGACUCCAAGGAGUACACGCCCGGCUUUGUGGGUAUGAACAAUAUCAAGGAGAACGACUACUUCAACGUCGUGGUCCAGGCCCUCGCUCACGUCGCGCCCUUGCGCAACUACCUCCUUCUCGAGGAUUUCCCCGACAAGACGGAGCUCGUCAAGCGAUGCAGCAUCCUCGUCCGCAAGAUCUGGAACCCUCGUGCCUUUAAAGCCCACGUCUCGCCACACGAGCUUCUGCAGGAGAUCUCGCUCCGCUCCAACAAGCGUUUCACCCUCACGGCGCAGUCAGACCCCGUGGACUUCUUGUCGUGGUUCCUCAACAACCUCCACCUUGGUCUGGGUGGCAGCAAGACAAAGCCCGGCAGCUCCAUGGUGCAGCGGACGUUCCAGGGAAAGAUGAAGGUCGAGUCGCAGGCCAUCACAGCACGUGCAGAUGCUAGCGAUCGCCUACGCUUCGAGGACGCCGAUGUCAAGGUCGACGUGGUUCGCUUCCUCCUCCUCACUCUCGACCUCCCCUCAGCGCCGCUCUUCCAGGACGAGCUCGAGAAGAACAUCAUCCCACAGGUCCCGCUGACUACCAUCCUCACAAAGUAUGAUGGCCAACGGGCCCAGGAACACCAUGCCCAGAGAAAGCGGUACCGCCUCAUGCACCCCCUGCCCCCCUACCUCAUCUUCCACGUCAAGCGCUUCUCCCAGAACAAGUUCGUCUCGGAGCGCAACCCCACCAUCGUCACGUUCGACGCCAGAAAUCUCGACAUGUCGCCAUACGUUGAGCCUAACCCUCGCGAGUGGCCCCCUGGCGAACCUAUCUGGUACGAUCUCGUCGCAAACGUCGUCCACGAGGCGGUACGCGUGCGUGAGGAUGUGGUCGACAGCGGCGAGGAGCGCAAGACGUGGAAGGUGCAGCUCAAGAACAAGGCGACGGGAGAGUGGGUGGUGUGUCAGGAUCUCUUUGUGGACAAGGUGCAGAGCGAGUUGCUGUAUCUCGGGGAGACAUAUCUACAAGUAUGGGAGAGGAGAAGGGAGCCAAAGGGCAAGGGAAAAGCAGCGGCAUCAUGA
Fusarium keratoplasticum is the source of this 1617-nucleotide messenger RNA. RefSeq lists its product as uncharacterized. The record is from RefSeq and is a predicted model, not a curated record. The coding region runs from base 1 to 1617 and encodes 538 amino acids. Gene Ontology annotation, biological process: protein deubiquitination; spliceosomal complex assembly; mRNA processing. Gene Ontology annotation, molecular function: zinc ion binding; cysteine-type deubiquitinase activity. The transcript has a single exon. Lineage: Eukaryota; Fungi; Ascomycota; Sordariomycetes; Hypocreales; Nectriaceae.